AACGAUCGCCCCAUAACUCGGGCUCCUUUGUUAUACUCUUAGCUCCACGAAGGUCAGAAAGUUCUUAAAAAAGUUUCUCCCAAAGUAGAGAAGAUUCUCUCGUUGCACUUUAUUCAUAAAGGCAAAAGAAUCUUUCUUAAUCUUCCUCUCCCCAUUGAUCACCAACAGUCCACAUGCUCAGCUGUCCACGCCCCCACACUGGUUUGCAUCUCCCAAGAUAAAGGUCUCUGCAUCUUGAGUUCCUCUAGAUACAGAGAAGCAGAUAUCCUUCAUUUUGUCUUUUGUUUGCUGUUCGGUGUUAGCCAUCUCGCAUCCUGAGUAAAUCAUUGGAAGCAACUAUGGCCACUGCUGAUGAAACUGGGGUUCCGGUUAGGCUUGAGGGGAAGUUCAAGGCCAUGGUGUUCUGUUGGGUCCUUGGACUUGGGUCUCUGGUGGCAUGGAACAGUAUGCUGACUAUUGGAGAUUAUUAUUAUAAAGUGUUCCCGCAUUACCAUCCUUCAAGAGUGCUUACCAUUGUUUAUCAACCAUUCGCAAUUGGGACGAUGGCUAUCUUAUCGUACCACGAAUCCAAAGUUGAUACGAGAAAGAGGAAUAUAAUUGGAUACAUCCUUUUCACUCUAAGUACACUCUUUCUCAUAGUUUUGGACUUAGCAACGUCGGGGAAAGGGGGAGUUGGGCCUUAUUUCGGUAUAUGUGUGCUCGUUGCCUGUUUUGGAGUGGCAGAUGCUCAUGUUCAGGGUGGUAUGGUCGGCGAUCUGUCUUUCAUGUGUCCUGAAUUCAUGCAGUCGUUUUUCGCUGGUUUAGCUGCAUCAGGAGCUCUAACAUCUGGUUUGAGGCUGAUCACAAAAGCAGCCUUUGACAAAGCUCAUGAUGGUCUUCGCAAGGGAGCGAUGUUGUUUUUGGCAAUCUCCACAUUCUUCGAGUUCAUCUGCAUCAUUUUGUAUGCAACUUGGUUCGCUAAGAUUCCGAUUGUGAAGUACUACCGCUCCAAGGCGGCCUCAGAAGGGUCUAAAACUGUCUCAGCUGAUCUUGCUGCCGCUGGAAUCCAAACACAGGAUGGAAGCUCUAAAGAAGAUCGAUUGAGCAACAAACAAUUGUUGUUUCAGAAUAUAGAUUAUGCCAUUGAUCUAUAUCUUAUAUAUGUUUUGACACUGACAAUCUUCCCAGGCUUUCUCUAUGAGAAUACCGGAACACACCAGUUGGGAUCAUGGUACCCGCUGGUUCUAAUUGCUAUGUAUAAUGUAUGGGAUCUCAUAUCUCGAUACAUUCCCCUUAUUGGUUGGCUCAAGUUAGAGUCCCGAAAGGGCCUCCUGUUCGCCAUUCUUGCCCGUUUCUUGCUUGUCCCUGCAUUCUACUUCACGGCAAAGUAUGGUGAUCAAGGGUGGAUGAUAAUGCUCAUUUCGUUCUUGGGCUUGAGCAAUGGUUAUCUCACUGUCUGUGUUAUGACAGUAGCGCCCAAAGGCUACAAGGGACCAGAGCAAAAUGCCUUGGGCAACUUGCUUGUGCUUUUUCUCUUGGGUGGGAUAUUUUCGGGAGUUUCUUUGGGCUGGCUGUGGAUCAUAGGCAACGACAAGUUCUAGAGAGCCAUCAUCGCUGUCACUGGAGAAGAAAAUGAUGAGAUCUUUCCAUUCGCAAA
Messenger RNA from Syzygium oleosum, 1636 nucleotides. Its product is annotated as equilibrative nucleotide transporter 3-like. Gene Ontology annotation, biological process: nucleoside transmembrane transport. Gene Ontology annotation, cellular component: plasma membrane. Gene Ontology annotation, molecular function: nucleoside transmembrane transporter activity. Lineage: Eukaryota; Viridiplantae; Streptophyta; Magnoliopsida; Myrtales; Myrtaceae. The record is from RefSeq and is a predicted model, not a curated record. The transcript has 10 exons. The coding region runs from base 339 to 1580 and encodes 413 amino acids.